CAGGGUCUUCCAUGCCCACUAUGACUUCACCCAGUUGGCCUGUGAAAGGCAAUCAGGUCAUUGUCCACAGCUACCAGGUCUUUCAUGUCCACUGUAACUCCCAGGACCACAGCCCUUUCGCGCCUACCAUGCCUUCUCCACCUGCGAGAUCCUCAAAGCCCAGCAUGCCUCCAGCAUCCACCGGACCUUCCAAGCCCGCCACAUCUCCCAAGCCUCCUGACUCCUUGAAGACCACCUUACCAACAACGCCCAACACCUCCUCAGUGCCUACCAAGCCAUCAACAGCCCCCAACUCGGUCACGAGCCCAAGCAGUUCCAAGUCCACCCGAUCCACAAGUACCAGGACACCUUCCAACCAGCCCAGCAGCAAGUCCCGGGUCCGAAGCAAGGGGAGAACACCCAGCAGGGCCAGCACUGAGACCAAGGCCAGCGAGGCAAGACGCCACCGGCAGAGGAGCACGCACAGCCGGGGCAGAACUACCGGCAGAAGGGGAAGCCGCAACUCCAACAGGUCGCCCAGUAGGGCCAGCACUCCCAGCAGGAUGAGAACUCAGGGGGCCAGAGCAGGCAUGCCCAGAAGGGUGAGUACUCCUACUUCCCAGCACAAACACCAUGGGGGGAGGAGUCACAGCCGGCCCGGAAGCACCAACCAGGAAAGGAAUGACAGCCAGCCUAGAACUAUGAGCAAGGAGAAGAGUUACAGCCCACCGGGGGCCUCAGGUGUGGGAAGCAAUUCCGGGCUGGCUGCCAUCCCCAGCAGGGCAAAGAGUCACAGCCCGACUAGGACUGCCAUCAAGGAGAAGAGUUACAGCCAUUUUCCACUGUCCCCAAGGAGAGUGAAGAGUAACAGUCAGAUGAUCACCCCCAGUAGGGAAAGGAGUCACAGCCCACCUAAGCUGUCUGGCGAGGUCAGGAGUUACAACCAGCCUAGUGCACCCAGCAGGGUCAGAAGUCAUAGCCAAAGUCACAGUCAGUCUAGAACCCCCAGAUGGGCAAGAAGUCACAGUCGGAAGAGGACCUCCAGCAGGACCAGAAGUCACAGUCAGAAGAGGAUCAUCAGCAGGACCAGAAGUCACAGUUGGGAAUCUCAUAGUAGGGCAAGAAGUCGCACCCGGAAGCACACCCCCAGCCAGACAAGAAGACAUAGCCAGUCUAGAACCCACAGCAAGACGAAAAGUCAUACUCAAUCUAGAAGCCCCAGAAGGGAAAGAAGUCAUAGUCAGUCUAGAACCCCCAGUGAGGAAAGAAGUCAUAGUCACAGUCGACCUAGAACUUCUAGUAAGGAGAGAGAUCACAGCCGAUCUAGAAGGCCCAGCAAGGAGAGUCCUAGCCGAUCUAGAACCUCCAUCAAGAAGAGAUAUCAAACUAGACUAUCCAGCAGGGAGAGAGAUCAUAGUCGAUCUGGAACCCCCAGCAAGGGGAGGCAUUUUUCCCCAUCUAGAACCUCUACCAAAAAGAGACAUCACAGUCUAUCUAGAACCCCUAGUAAGGAGAGAGGUCGCAGCCGCUCUAGAACUGUCAGCAGGGAGAGAGGCCAAAGCUGCUCCAGAACUCUCAGCAGGGAGAGAGGCCACAGCCGCUCUAGAACUCUCAGUAGGGACAGAGGCCGCAGCCACUCUAGAAUGCACAGCAAGGAGAGAGGCAGCAGCCACUCUAGAACUCUCAGCAGGGAGAGAGGCCACAGCCGCUCUAAAACUCUCGGCAGGGAGAGAGGCCGCAGCCGCUCCAGAACUCUCAGCAGGGAGAGAGGCCGCAGCCGCUCUAGAAAUCUCAGCAGGGAGAGAGGCCGCAGCCGCUCUAGAACUCUCAGCAGGGAGAGAGGCCGCAGCCGCUCUAGAACUCUCAGUAGGGAGAGAGGACGCAGCCACUCUAGAAUGCACAGCAAGGAGAGAGGCCGCAGCCGCUCUAGAACACACAGCAAAGAGAGAGGCUGCAGCCACUCUAGAACGCUCAGCAAGGAGAGAGGCCACAGCCACUCUAGAACCCCCAACAAAGAAAGAGGCCACAGCCGCUCUAGAACACUCAGCAAAGACAGAGGCCGCAACCGUUCUAGAACCCCCAACAAAGAGAAAGGUUGCGACGGAUCUAGAACUUCCAGCAAGGAGAGCGAUCACAGCCGAUCUAGAAUCCCCAGCAAGGACAGAGAUCAUAGCCAAUCUAGAAACCUCUGCUGGAAGAGCUCCUCUAGCAGGGCAAGGAGUCCUAGUCAGAAUAGAACCCUCAGCAAGACAAGAAGCCCCUCCCCAUCAAGAAUUCUUGGCAGAGUCCAAACCCCAAGACAGGAUGAUAUUCACGCCAACACCACCACGUCGAAGACCACCUCACCUGGGGAGAGGUCUUCAUCAUCUUCUUCUAAGCUGGCGUAG
This is a messenger RNA of Trichechus manatus latirostris (Florida manatee), 2366 nucleotides long. It is a transcript of the gene SRRM5, whose product is annotated as serine/arginine repetitive matrix 5. Lineage: Eukaryota; Metazoa; Chordata; Mammalia; Sirenia; Trichechidae. The transcript is spliced from 4 exons. The record is from RefSeq and is a predicted model, not a curated record. Bases 12 to 2366 code for a protein of 784 amino acids.